UUGGUGCAGAGUAGAGUAAUUCCAGCUCUCUUUAAAACAACUUCUCUGCACGGAAUCCGUCCUGCAGUUUGGCACUUGGAGUCCGCGUCCAGCUCUGCUUUAUCCCGGGAUAGUGACGCACGGUUGUCGCUUCUUCCACACCGACACUGACCGGCGGGAUUCCAGCGCUGUGAGGAUUUAUUUCAGGGUGAAGAAAGACAGAAAGAAGAGGGGAUUUACGGAGCAGGGGAGUUCGCCAUCGAGCUCCAGGAGAAACUGUGUAAAAGUGUCGGUGUUUGUGAUUUUUGUUGCUCUUCUCUCCGUGAAUGUGGACCGACACGUUCGCUCUGACUAUGGUUCGUGGAUCGUGUGCGGGAUCUCCACGGUGUUGGGCAGUUGACGGAUUGGCAUAAGAGUUGUGGCUUAAUUGAGUUGGCGACAGCAGGUCACUGAGCAGUGACUGUGUGGAGCCGUCUCUCUUUCUCCAGACGCAUGACUGAGAAUCACUCUCUAAUGCUGCAGGACAGACAGAAAACGGUGAGCACCGGGCGCGCAUGCUGCGCGCACCGUGCACAAACCUCGAGCAUUGCGCGACGAGUUUAAAUCGAUGUGGCAUCUUUGGAGAUCCCCACGGGACCGACAGGACUCAUCCAAAACUGUCUAGGCUGUCGUAUGUUCAAGUCGAAACGCUCAGGUCUCGUACGGCGACUCUGGAGAAGCCGUCUGGUCACCGAGAGCGACGGGCGGGAUGGAAGCAGAAGAGGUGAGGGAGCGCGGAACGGUCCGUGUGGCAGACACUCGGGGAAGCUCCACAGACACGAGCAGCGGUCAGUGGCGCACACUGACGCGGCUCCGGGACUCACAGGAGAGGCUGGAGACGUGACGGAGUGCGCGGAGCGGGGGGAGGAGGCGGAGGAUGACCGCGGUGCCAUGUGCGUCCUGGAGCACAGAGGUUACAGGCCGGGACAGGAGGGCGACAGGAGUACGGUGACGUGUUGUUUGUUUGGGGAAUGGGAUCUCCGACCGCGGAGCCCUUAUUGGGCCCCGAGGAAAGACGGAGGGGGGCCUUGUCAGUGCGCAACGAGGCACGCUGGUCUGGAGGACGAGGUGGCCAUCACUGCUCAUGUGUUUUUGAAAAGGCUCAAGGAGAAAUCUCUAGAGGCUUUAGCCAAGGCUGUCGACGCCAAAGGAGGGUUACCUAGCGAGUGCGUCAUGGUGCCGAGCACCGAGUUGCGGCUCGGGGCUCAUCACGUCUCUCCACAGUUUCUGCUGUGUAAGCUGUACCGCUGGAGCGACCUGCCGGUCUCUGCCCAACUCAAGUCACUGUGCCACUGCCAGAGCUUCGGCGCAGUGGACAGCGCCAAGGUGUGCGGCAACCCCUACCACUACAGCCGCUUAUGUGAGCCAGAAUCACCUCCUCCUCCGUACUCGCUGUCCCGCUCAGAUGAACACAAGCCACUGGACUCAACUCUGUCUUACACUGAAACUGUGCCCCCCCUCCUCUCCAGUCCGCCUCACAUCAUGCCAAGAGACUACACAGACACUGGUACCUCCCUCGGCUCCUCGACCUCUGGCGGACAUCGCUCUCACUGGUGCAGCGUUGCUUACUGGGAGCAGCGCACUCGCGUGGGCCGCCUCUAUCCAGCCUACGAGCCCUCGCUCAGCAUCUUCUAUGACCUACCUCAGGGCACGGGCCUCUGCCUCGGCCAGCUCCACGCCAACGCCUACCACAGUCGCCGCGACGACCCGGGCAGCCACAGCGCGUCGGGCCUCCACGGACAUCCCAUUCACGGAGACGGCGGGAACAGCAGCAGCGGCAGUGGCAGCGGCGGCGUGCAACAGAUACGCAGCAGAAUCGGCUUCGGGAUCGUGUUGAGCCGCGAGCCGGACGGCGUGUGGGUGUACAACCGCAGCCAGCACCCGGUGUUUGUCCACUCGCCCACUCUGGACCCACCCAGUGCUCGGGGGCUGAGCGUGAAGAGGGUGAUGCCCGGCUUCUCCCUCAAAGUGUUUGACUAUGAACGCUCCAGCUGGAUGGCCGAGCAUGACGUGAAGCCGGAGAGCCAGGAGGGGCCCUGGGACCCCCACAGUGUUCGUAUUAGUUUUGCUAAAGGAUGGGGCCCGUGUUACUCCAGACAAUUCAUCACCUCCUGUCCCUGCUGGCUGGAGGUGCUACUCAACAACCACAGAUAGCACACACACACACACACAGGCUACAUCCAUACUACUACAUUUUCAUUCUCUGCCCUGCAGUUGUUUAAUUAGUUUCAGAGAGUCUUACUAAAGCCAAACAAUCAGGGUAAAGUCAAGUAUAUUUUAAUAGACAAACAAUGAAAUGAAAGAACCAAUCAGGAUUGUUUCUGACAAUCCCCCUUUUUAGUUUUAAAACUAAAAUGGAGCUUUUUUUUAACCCUUCUAUGACCAUUUUCGCCGACAGGAUUUGAACUCCUUGACCGUUUGUGAUAUCUAGAAAAUUCCAAAACUAUGGACUAGCGAACGACAGGACGUCCAAUCACAGACAAGAUUCACCAGCGCGUCGCGCGUUUGUGACGUCAGCUUCUCAGUACCAUGACUGUUAAAUGGAUGAGUAACUGCCAGAUAUUGAAAGUGAAAGUUACCUUGGAAAAAGGAGCAGAAGCACUCACUCAUUGAACAUUUUUUGACAAUUCUUCAACCAUGAAAUCAGAAGAAAUCAUUAUCUUGAUGGUCAUAAAAGGGUUAAAAACUCUAAAGAGGAAUGAAUGCCAUUUCAAAGGAAAAUGGGAGUAGUAUAAAUGUAGCCCAACACACACACACACACACACACGAGGUUCCCAGACACAGUAUCCUAAUUGUAAUCUACCUAGAUUUAAUAUAAAAUUUAUAUAUUAUAUAAAAUAUAUUAUACAUGUAAAUACUUGAGUCAUUUUUACAAUGCAAUUAUUUAUGUAUAGUAUAAUGUGUAUAUGGACAAAAUUAAAAGAAGAAAAAAAAAGGAACAAGAAUAUGCACUUUUGAUUCUAUAUAUGCAUUACAGAUUCUCGGGUGUCAUUUUUUGCAGAUGUAAACUGUUGAAAAUCACACACAAAGCUGGGUUGUGUUCUCUCGAUCUGAGGAAUUCCAUCGACAUGUAUGCCAUACACACAUUCUGAAUAAAGUAUUUGUAUUAAAACGUA
Molecule: messenger RNA, 3134 nt
Organism: Solea solea (common sole)
Lineage: Eukaryota; Metazoa; Chordata; Actinopteri; Pleuronectiformes; Soleidae
Product: mothers against decapentaplegic homolog 6-like
Exons: 4
Coding region: 652-2172 (506 amino acids)
Biological process (GO): cell differentiation; SMAD protein signal transduction; regulation of transcription by RNA polymerase II
Cellular component (GO): heteromeric SMAD protein complex
Molecular function (GO): I-SMAD binding; transcription regulator inhibitor activity
Source: RefSeq, a predicted model, not a curated record